Choloepus didactylus (southern two-toed sloth) is the source of this 5459-nucleotide messenger RNA. RefSeq names its product VANGL planar cell polarity protein 2 (gene VANGL2). Gene Ontology annotation, biological process: Wnt signaling pathway, planar cell polarity pathway; multicellular organism development; establishment of planar polarity. The coding region runs from base 552 to 2117 and encodes 521 amino acids. Lineage: Eukaryota; Metazoa; Chordata; Mammalia; Pilosa; Megalonychidae. The record is from RefSeq and is a predicted model, not a curated record. Gene Ontology annotation, cellular component: plasma membrane. The transcript is spliced from 8 exons.
CGCGCUCCCCCGCCCCCCGCUCCCCCUCAGCUCUCGUCCCCUCCCCCUUCGCCCCCUCCCCCAUCUCCGCCGCCGGCUCCCGAUUUGAUUCCUGAUCCCUGAUUCCUGGAUCCUUGGUCCCGUCAUGGGAGCCUGAGCGACCCCCAUCCCCCCUGGCCCCCCACCCCCGGGGCCUUCAGGGGGAAGAGGCAGCGGUUUGGGACGGUGCAGGGGUGACCAGGCUGAGGAGCCCCCCUCAACACCCAGACCCCCACCCCUCAUCGCCCGCGCGGAGUUCGGAGCGACCCAGAGCGCUGCGGAUACAAAGGCGCCGGGCCGAGCCGAGCGCCCGCGGUGCCCACCAGGCAGCUCGCAGCGGCGGGAGCGUCGCUUGAUUUUCUCUGAGACAAGCCCACCCGUCCAGCAAGAUAGAGUCCCUCAGGGUGACGGUUGACUUCCUGAAGGUGCCUCUUGGCCUGAAGAAGCCGGUGCUGAAGGAGGUGGCUGUGGGGCCCCGCAAGAGGCCCCAGCCUGCGGCCCUGGAGCGCUACAAGGCGCGGCGUUCAGACGCCAUGGACACCGAGUCCCAGUACUCGGGCUAUUCCUACAAGUCAGGCCACUCCCGCAGCUCCCGCAAGCACAGGGACCGCCGGGACCGACACCGCUCUAAGAGCCGAGAUGGGAGCCGUGGAGACAAGUCGGUGACAAUCCAAGCUCCCGGGGAGCCCCUGCUGGACAAUGAGUCCACGCGAGGGGAUGAGCGGGAUGACAACUGGGGGGAAACGACCACGGUAGUCACGGGCACGUCAGAGCACAGCAUCUCCCAUGAUGACCUCACGCGCAUCGCCAAGGACAUGGAGGACAGUGUCCCGCUGGACUGCUCCCGACACCUUGGUGUGGCGGCAGGGGCCACUCUGGCCCUGCUCUCCUUCCUCACACCACUGGCUUUCCUGCUGCUGCCCCCGCUGCUGUGGCGGGAGGAGCUGGAGCCGUGCGGGACGGCCUGUGAGGGCCUCUUCAUCUCCGUGGCCUUCAAGCUGCUCAUCUUGCUGCUGGGCAGCUGGGCUUUGUUCUUCCGCCGACCCAAGGCCUCGCUGCCCCGCGUCUUUGUGCUGCGCGCCCUGCUCAUGGUGCUCGUCUUCCUGCUUGUCGUCUCCUACUGGCUCUUCUACGGUGUGCGCAUCCUGGACGCCCGGGAGCGCAGCUACCAGGGCGUGGUGCAGUUUGCUGUGUCGCUGGUGGAUGCCCUGCUCUUUGUGCACUACCUGGCCGUGGUCCUGCUGGAGCUGCGCCAGCUCCAGCCUCAGUUCACGCUCAAGGUCGUGCGCUCCACUGAUGGGGCCAGCCGCUUCUACAAUGUUGGCCAUCUCAGCAUCCAGCGCGUGGCAGUGUGGAUCCUGGAGAAGUAUUACCAUGACUUCCCUGUCUACAACCCUGCCCUUCUCAACCUGCCCAAGUCCGUCCUGGCCAAGAAAGUGUCUGGCUUCAAGGUGUACUCCCUCGGAGAGGAAAACAGCACCAAUAACUCCACGGGCCAGUCCCGGGCUGUGAUUGCAGCGGCAGCCCGGAGGCGGGACAACAGCCACAACGAGUACUACUAUGAGGAGGCUGAGCACGAACGGAGGGUGCGCAAGCGAAGGGCCAGGCUUGUGGUGGCAGUGGAGGAGGCCUUCACGCACAUUAAGCGGCUGCAGGAAGAGGAGCAGAAGAACCCCAGGGAGGUGAUGGACCCCCGGGAGGCAGCCCAGGCCAUCUUCGCAUCCAUGGCCCGUGCCAUGCAGAAGUACCUUCGGACCACCAAGCAGCAGCCUUACCACACCAUGGAGAGCAUCUUGCAGCACCUUGAAUUCUGCAUCACGCAUGACAUGACGCCCAAGGCCUUCCUGGAGCGGUACCUGGUGGCUGGACCCACCAUCCAGUACCACAAAGAGCGCUGGCUGGCCAAACAGUGGACACUGGUAAGCGAGGAGCCAGUGACCAACGGGCUCAAGGAUGGCAUCGUCUUCCUCUUAAAACGCCAGGACUUCAGCCUGGUGGUCAGCACCAAGAAAGUCCCAUUCUUCAAACUCUCUGAGGAAUUUGUGGAUCCCAAGUCGCACAAGUUUGUCAUGAGGCUGCAGUCUGAGACCUCGGUGUGACUGUGCAACAGUUGGGGGAGUGGGAGACUCUGGGGGCUCCUGAUGGUGGUGGUGGGGGGCCUGGUUCUCAGGCCAACCAGAUUUCCUGCCACCUCUCUUCCCCUUGCUCUUGUUUUUUUUACUUGAAUUAACUUACCCCUCACCCCAUCUUCUCCCUUCUUCCUUAUUUCUACCCCUUGUGAACCUGGAGAGACCGUCCUGCUGUCAACAGUACCUGGGAAGACCCUGCCUCUUUUGUUUUUCCUUCACUUUUGUAUUACUCCAGGCCUGCAGGAAUCAGUGCCUCUCUCCUUCCCCGUUCCCUAAACUUUCCUGGAUGAUAGUCUCUUCUUAAAGGACGCAGGGUCCUCCUGACUAUACCGUCUCUCACCUGAAACCCUACUCACAACCCAGGUUCUUGUAGUGGCUCUCUCCAGGAGCCCCUGACAGGGUCUCUGGGGUGGGGGACAGGGACAUGACACCAGGAAUCAUGCUGCCAAAUUCCUCCAGGGCAACAGCUGCUCCCACAUCCCACAUGCCCUGCCCAUAACAAACCCUGAGUUUUGGGGGCAAGGAUACUCCUGGGUCCUCCUACAAUAACCCCAAAGUUAGGAAUCUUCCUGUCAAGAUUAUUUGCUUCUAGCUGCUAGCACCUUCGUCUCUCAUCCACACACAUUUAGAGCAAGGGAAGAUCCUACCCUUUACCCACUUUCCUUUUCUUUUCUGAUUUGUAUGGUCAUGGGUAACCACAGGCAGAUCUGAAGUGUAAACCCUCUGUGGCCACUGUUCCUGGUUCCUGGAGGUAGGUACCUUUUCCCAGUGAAUCUUUCCAAGGCAGUACCUGAGGGCACAGGCAGGAUGGAUCCCUGGGGCCUUGGAGAGGCUUGUGAAGGCCACUCACCGCUGCCCUCUGAACCUCCCCUCCCCUUCAUUCCUGCCUUGGUGGGGCAGGUUUUGGUUUCUUCCUUCCUGGUGAAGGAUGGCGUGUGGACUCCUGUGCAGAUCUCAUGGCCUGAAGACCCCGACCCAGCCCUCGUGGACUUACACAAGCAUUUUUCUUUCCUUCACCCACCAACCACCCCCAGUCCCGCUGUCUCUUCUCUCAUCUGGGGACCUGUUGCCUCAUCUCUCUUUAUGGGAGGAGCCAGCAGCUCCUCCUCAUCCCCUGCCUUAAGUCCAGUUCUUUGCCUCAGGGGUUUCUUUUCCUUGGCCUUCCAGGGUCCCCUCCUCUUCUCUCCCUGCCUGGUUCUCUGGGCUCUGGGCUCCCUUUGUAUUACUGUGAGGGACCAGGAUUGCUGCCUUUUAUGGGCACCUAGCCCCUCACCCCAUUUAGCUUCCAUAGUCUUUGUACCAAAUCCAGAGUCUCAAUAGUUUAGUUCUCAUUUUGAGCAAAAUUCACUGGCCCUCUAAUAUAUAUUUCAGUGUAAUUUGAGCCCAGUCACCUUAAAAUUACAUAGUUUUAGCCAAGAGGUAUAGAAAUAGGAAACACCCAUAUACAUCCAGCCAGGAUCACUUGCAGGACCUUGGCUGGGAUAGAGCAUGGACCUGGGCCAGUCCUCUAAGCAGCUUACAGUGCCCCUCUGUAGGCCCUUGUUUCCCCUGGAAAACUCAUUGGUACUUGCCUUUUGGAGGGGACCCUGGGAUAGGACCCCCACUGAUCUAUCAUCAGGGAGAUGUCCUCUCUCACUCUCUGUGGCAGUGCUCCCUGGUCAGGUUUCUCCUGCUGCCCUUUUGGACCAGGCCUAUCUGUUCAUCCACCAUUUACUAGAGAAGGGCUCUGCAGCCAAUGCUUACCUUGUCCCCAUGGGGGGUGGGUUGCAGGGCUGACUUAAGCAGGGUGUUGGGGUCAGCUUUGGGCUGGGGCUGUUGGGUCUUUGGAUGGGCCUGUGUGAAAUAUGUUCUGUCCGGGAGGUCCUGGGAAGGUAUCUUUUCUUCUCUUCAAAAACCUGGUUUCAGAGGAGUCAAUUCUGGGUCACAUUUAUAAAUACCUCACUGUCCUGGAAAAGGGGGCCUGGAUGGUGAUUGGAGUCACUGCCUUUGUGGGGCAGGAGUGGGGAGUGGAUUGGGGUAGAGAGAGGGAAAGUCUGUGGGAUCUUAGUUGCUGCCCUAGCAUAGGGGUGGGGGAGUGUUUAUUUUGGAGAACCUGUCAUGUUUUUUAUCACUGUGACUUUUUCAUUCUUUUUUUCUGAAAAAAAGAAAGAAAGAAAGAAAGAAAAUCCACCCCCCCCCACCCCAACUAUCUUUCUAAGCACUAAGGGCUGUGACUGAGAAUGGUAGCGUUUUCGUCCUUUGCGUCAGAACUGUGGUAUCUUUGUUUUCUUUUAUUAUUAUUAUUAUAAUUAUUAUUUUUAAGAUGUCAGAGUGAAUGGCUGAGUGUAUGGAUGUGUGUUUGUCUUCUGCUUCUCUUAUAUGGGAAGUUGGCUUCAUGCUGUGAACCACUGUGGGGUAUGCAGCUGACUCAGUCUCAUGGGCAGUGUCCCACACUACGCCUGUCUCACCACUCGCUGGAUUGUCCCAUUCUUCCACCUGAGCAUCCACUGGGGGCUGCUCCCUCCUAUUGCAAACCUCCCCUCCUCACCCCAACUCAUAUUACCAUAGGGAAUGCUGAGGCUGGGCCUCUCCAGUGCUCUUUUCUCUACCUGGACUCCUGGCUCAUCCCACAUGCCUGUUUAGGAGUUUCUUUCCAUCACCGUGUGACACUUGCCCGCCUUCCCUCCACACCGUGCCUCAGUCCUUCACCUACCUCGCCACUCCAACACUGUCUCCAAUGGUCCCUUCUCCUAAACUAGUCUUUGUGCUCUCUCUAUUUAUUUCUCUCCAUAAUCUCUCAUUUCUUCUUCAAGUCCCCUUCAUUUCAGCCCUUAAUUUUUCCCUCCCCACCCCCCACCAUUCCUGUUGCAAACCCUGAUACAGUAUCUGUGAUGAGACAUCAGGAUCCUGGAAUCUGCUCAUUGGAAACAUCUCUUUCCUGGGGUUUGUGCUUCUCUCCUCUUUCCUCUGCCCUCUUCAUGGGGCAGUGUCUGCUGAGGGAUUUGGUCCUGGUGUGUGAUUGUUGUGAUUUGUUCUGUGUGUGAAAGGAAGGGGUUUCUUGAGUCCCUUCCAAGUGAGAUUGUAAAUGUAGAAUUUUCCACCAUUGGAUCUAGAUUUUUUUUUUUCUUUUUUGGGUUACAGAGCUGAGAUCUUGUGCAUGCAUGUAGAAAAUUGUAAAAUGUAAAUUCUUGUUUUUUUCUUUUUUAAUAUAUAAAAAGCUUGUUUUUACAGUUUGCAGUGGAGCUAAACAUUAUGGCAAAUUUAGGGAUUUUUUUUUCUUAAACAUAGGAACUAAAACUGUAUAAAUUUUUUUAUAUAAAAUAAAGACAUUUG